Molecule: messenger RNA, 813 nt
Organism: Prorocentrum cordatum
Lineage: Eukaryota; Dinophyceae; Prorocentrales; Prorocentraceae
Source: the annotation of a GenBank genome assembly
AUGCAGCUCUACAAGUACCUCGUUCCUAUCGGGAUUCUCUUCGCCGUCAUGCUGUACGGCUCCAACAAGGCGUACCUUUACUGCAGCGUGGCGUUCUUGCAGUUCAUGAAGGAGGCGAACGUGGUGCUCGUCUUCCUCUUCUCCGCCAUGUGCGGCCUCCAGGUCGUCAACCGCCAGCGAACCUUCGUCAUCGGGUGGGUCAUCCUCGGGUCCAGCCUGUGCGUGUCCGGCGAAUUGAACUUCGUGUUCAUCGGGUUCUUGAUUCAGGGCUUUUCGCAGUUUGCGGAAUGCAUGCGUGCUGUGAUUGCCGAGCUCGUGCUGACGGGUAACGAUUUCAAGCUCGACCCCUUGAGCUACACGAUGUUCAUGGCGCCCGUCUGCCUCCUGGUGCUCAUCAUCGGCAACGCUAUCAUCUGGGAGCAUUCUGUCAUUGAAGAUUUGGCGGUGUGGUGGCCGUACCUCAUCCCCAACGCUUGCAUCGCCUUCUGUCUCAAUAUCACGAUUGCGCAAGUCAUCAAGGAGACCUCCGCCGUCGGCUUCAUUAUUACAGGCGUCGUCAAGGACAUCUGCCUGGUGGUGUUUUCCUCUGUCGCCUUUCACGACAUGAUUACCAUGAAGCAGUGGGUCAGCUUUACCGUGACCCUGAGCGGCGUCUUUUUCUGGUCAUUCAUGACGAAGUUUCCCAAUCACCAGCUUGUGGGCAGCUUCGAGAGGAUGCUCGGUGUGGGCUGGGGGCCCUAUCCUGGGGCUUCGCUCGGCACCAAGAAGGGCCUCGACGAGACCGAGCCGCUUAUCGCCGCGAAGAAGCCUUAA